Priapulus caudatus is the source of this 1619-nucleotide messenger RNA. RefSeq names its product BAG family molecular chaperone regulator 1-like. The coding region runs from base 376 to 1008 and encodes 210 amino acids. Gene Ontology annotation, biological process: protein stabilization. The record is from RefSeq and is a predicted model, not a curated record. The transcript is spliced from 7 exons. Gene Ontology annotation, cellular component: nucleus; membrane; cytosol. Gene Ontology annotation, molecular function: adenyl-nucleotide exchange factor activity; protein-folding chaperone binding. Lineage: Eukaryota; Metazoa; Priapulida; Priapulimorpha; Priapulimorphida; Priapulidae.
ACAGCUUGGAAUUGGACAGAAUGACUGAAUGUAGGGGCCUAUACAAAAAGAUUUUCAAAGGCAGUUGUUACAAUAGUCUAUAGACAGUCAAGUCUCAAGACAAUACAACCGUGCAAGUUGUAGUACAUGAUGUAUCACUGCAGGCUACAUAACAUACGUAACAUCGGGGAAGGAGAAGGAAAAUGAUAGGGGGAGUGGUAAACCGACCAGGCUCUCCGACUGUUACACGUCGUUACUCCGUCUGUUACCGUCUGUUACUCCGACUGUUACACCUCUCGCCAACGUAGUGUUAAGUGAGAAGGGAACUUGUGGCUAGGGGAGUGGAAGCUCAUAACAGUGAAAGAUAUAUGCAGCAGAGUCUGUGUGGGAAGAAAGAUGGUGAUUAAGCUUGAUCACAAGAGUGUACUGUGUUACGUGUGUAGGACGAAAGAGGGAACCAUAGACAUGGAAGAGCCGGGUGCUAAGAAGCAUGUGAUUGAGCUGGAUCUCGCCUCUUCUGUAGAAGAUUUUGCAGCCCUAGUUGAAAGAGCCACUGAUGUGCCAGUUGCUUCACAAAAGCUAAUUUUCAAAGGUAAGACCCUACAGUCAGUCAACACCUUGGAAGCAUCAGGAGUUUGUGAUGGUUCAAAGAUAAUGCUGAUAGGCCGGAAACAUGCUGCGGAAGAAGAAAUGCAAAUGAAGGAGGUUGAGAAGGUUGAAAAGGAGGUCGAUGUGGCAGAGAAGCAGUUGCUCGAACUAGGAAAAGAAAUCGAUGGCAUAGAGAAGGGUUGGCUGGAAGGCAUGCAAAAGCGGGAGGCCCUCGGCAAGCUGUCGAAGCGGGCGGCUGUCGCGACCGAACAAUUUAUGCGAAGACUCGUGAAACUCGACGCGCUGGAGAUAGGAGCCGAGCACAAGUCUGCCAGGCUGCGCAGGAAGAGUCUAGUCGUGCGGCUGCAGAAACUUCUACAAAAAUGUGAUCAGGGAGAGGAAAGAUUACAGCGGUUAUUAUCAAAUGACGGCUCGUCCUGAUAUUAGAUUAUGAGUUACACAACAUGAAUAAAAUCAAGAGCUAAUAAGACCUUAAGAGCUUAAGAGCUAUAAUAAAAGAGGUAUUAUUAGCUCUUGAUAAAAUGUGGAUCCAGCUGGACUAGGAUAUGCCAUUUUAGAAGACUAUGAUAUAAUCAAGAGCGAUAUAAUUGGUUAUGCAGCGGUUUGAGGCGAUAAGUGUAGCUAUAUGUAGCACACACAGCCGAUGGAAGAUCAACUGAACGUAUUCUAUACGUAUUCGUCUCCCCACGUGUUAUGUCUGCAAAAAAUUAACGUUGAGGUACAGCUUUAGUACUUACUUUUAAUGAAGUUUUUACUUAGCAGGUGUAGUUUUUUCGAACAGACUGUAACGAUAAAUUAUUAUUAACUGGUAAAAUAACAUCGAGUCAUCAGAAAUCAUACUUUUAUCUCAUGUUAUAUUUUCUGGAGUACAUCAAUAGAGAUAGAUAUAUCUUGUAUCGUAUUGGAAAUACGAUAAUAACUUAUUUUCCUGUUAUUUUAUAUAAUUAUGAUUUUCUUUUUUUUUUUACUAAAGCAACAGCCUGUAAUGCAAUAAUGGUGAUGCAUGUUAUUAAAUAACGUUGAAGUCCAAA